CAGCAUGGGCGAGCGGCGGGCGGCGGGGGGGUGAGCCUGGCCGCCCCGGCCCGGCCCGACCCCGUCCCGUCCCAUCGCAGCCGGUCGCAGCAGCCGUCCACAUGUCGGGGCCCGGGGCACAGAGCCGCAGCCGGCGGCUGCCCGCUGACAUGGAACAAGCACAGAGGAGCCUGGAUGCAGAGCAGAUGCAGCAGCAGCAGAUGAAGCUACGGGACCGUCAGAAGUUCUUUGAGGAGGUCUUCCAGCACGAUGUGGAUUUCUUCUUCCCAAUAUCCCACCUGCAGAUAGAGCACCGGAGACCCCCCUUAGGCAGCAUUUCCUCCAUGGAGGUCAACGUGGACAUGCUGGAGCAGAUGGACAUGAUAGACCUGUCAGACCAGGACACUGUGGACGUGUUUCUGGGCUGUGGGACAGAGGAGAGUGGUGUUGCUGGGCCCCUGACAGGGGCAGACGCAGGCCAGUGCCCAGAGGAAAUCACCUUGCAAGUACCCAACACAGCCGAGAGCAAGUCCCGCAUUUCCUCCACAUCCUCCGUCUCCACGGACCUGAACAGCCUGGACACCAGCGAGGAGGGGGCUGAGACCCCUGUGGUGCAGUCGGAUGAGGAGGACCUGCAGGAGGACAGUCCCAAAGAGCAGGAGGCAAGGAGCUAGCAACCAGCUUUGCCCUGCUCCCAGCCUCCUCUGUACAGACCUGCCAGCCCGGAGGAAGGAAAGCUGCUGGCACUCUGUAAACCCCAUCCUGGACUGCUGCCCUGCAGGAGGGGAGAGAUGGUUUUCCUCUCCUCUUCCUCCACAGUUUUCUCCCGGCAGCCAAGUGAGAAGGAAAGGGGUACAGUAGGCUCCCAAAAUUAACUCUUCAGGCUUUGCUGCUAACACUCCCUGCUUCACUCCCCCAAAAUGCUCAGCAUCCCACAGCUCACCAUUCCCAGAAAGACAACCCUUGAGAUCCCAGCCUCCCUCAUCCUACUGACAAAGGUCCCAUCCAGACAAACAUUUUAACAAUGGCAUACAGAGAAAUGUACAGCCUAAAGCA
Molecule: messenger RNA, 1035 nt
Organism: Calypte anna (Anna's hummingbird)
Lineage: Eukaryota; Metazoa; Chordata; Aves; Apodiformes; Trochilidae
Gene: DBNDD2
Product: dysbindin domain containing 2
Exons: 4
Coding region: 102-653 (183 amino acids)
Biological process (GO): negative regulation of protein kinase activity
Cellular component (GO): cytoplasm
Source: RefSeq, a predicted model, not a curated record